Messenger RNA from Hirundo rustica (Barn swallow), 2307 nucleotides. RefSeq names its product MCL1 apoptosis regulator, BCL2 family member (gene MCL1). Gene Ontology annotation, cellular component: mitochondrial outer membrane. The record is from RefSeq and is a predicted model, not a curated record. The coding region runs from base 1 to 906 and encodes 301 amino acids. The transcript has 3 exons. Gene Ontology annotation, biological process: extrinsic apoptotic signaling pathway in absence of ligand; release of cytochrome c from mitochondria; intrinsic apoptotic signaling pathway in response to DNA damage. NCBI's taxonomy places the organism in Eukaryota, Metazoa, Chordata, Aves, Passeriformes, Hirundinidae. Gene Ontology annotation, molecular function: channel activity; protein homodimerization activity; protein heterodimerization activity.
AUGUUCGCCGUCAAACCGAAAGCCGUCAUCGGCUUCAACCUGUACUGCGGCGGCGGCCCGGCGCUGAGCCCCGGCGGGCCCGGGGGCCGAGCGGAGCCCGCGGCCGCCGCCGCCGCCGCUGCGGAGCCGCCCCGCGACCGCUCCGGGGCCGCCGCCGGCCGCGCCGACCCCCCCCGCGCGCUGAUUGGCUGCGGCGCGGCGCCCCGCGCGCUGAUUGGCUGCGGCGCGACUCUCUGGCGCCCCGAGGAGGAGCUGGACGGCUGCGAGCCCGAGCCCGAGCGCGGCCCCGCCGCCGACUCCUUGCCCGGGACCCCCCCGGGGCCUCCCGACGGCCUCCGGCAGGACUCGCUGGAGCUCAUCGACCGCUACCUGCGGGAGGUGGCGGGAGAGGCGCAGCCCAGCUCCAAGAAGCUUUUCCCGGGCCUCCUGGGUGGUCCCGGCCGGCCCGGCGCGGCGGGGGACGCGGUGAUGGAGAAGGCGCUGGAGACGCUGCGGAGGGUCGGCGACGGCGUCAUGAGGAAACACGAGCUCGCCUUUCAAGGAAUGCUGCGGAAGCUGGAAAUCCAGCAAGAGGAGGACCUGCAGUCGGUGGUGGAGGUGGCUGCGCACGUCUUCAGCGACGGGGUCACCAACUGGGGCCGCGUGGUGACGCUCAUCGCCUUCGGAGCCUUCGUGGCCAAGCACCUGAAGAGCAUCAAGCAGGAGCAGAGCAUCGGCUCCCUGGCCGGGAUCAUCGCCGACGCCCUGGUCUCGUCCAAGCGGGAGUGGCUGGAGAGCCAGGGGGGCUGGGAGGGAUUCGUGGACUUCUUCCGAGUGGAGGACCUGGAGGGCAGCAUCCGCAACGUGCUGAUGGCGUUUGCGGGGGUGGCCGGCCUGGGGGCCAGCUUGGCCUACAUGAUCCGGUGAGGCCGGAGCUGCCCGGCAGCGGGACUUCGGGAGGACUGGCUCCCUGGGGCUGCAGAGCUGCCCCCUCCCUCAGGGCGUGCUGCUGGAGCUGGACUUGAGCCACCCGAGGAGGAAAUGCAGGGAUCCCCGGAGCGGCUCGUUCCUGAGGAGGAGGAGGAAGCUGUGAGCCGAGGCUGCGGGCGCCCAGGGAGGAUUUAUCGCUUUGGGGAACGCAGCGUGGAAGAGUUGUUCCUCUGCUUCCUUGGAGAGGAUGCUGCUGGGGGGAGCUCAAGUGGACUUGCUUCACUUUUGAUCCUGGAAGGAAAUUUGGGAGCUCCAGCAGCUCCUGCCUGGACUGAGGCCCCUCCUGGGCUGGGCGAGGCAGCUGAGCCUGGAGCAGAUGUUUGAGGGUUGUGGUUGUGGGGUGUUUUUUUUUUUGGUUUUGUUUUGGUUUUUUUUUUCUGGAAAUAGCACCUUCUGCUGCCGCUGCCCUGCCUAAACUUGCAGCUCUGUUGCUGGAGCAGAAGCACUGGAUGCAGGAAACGCUGUGCCAGCCUGCACCUGUGCCCCAGGUGCUGCCAGCGGGCCCUGGGAGUGGCAGAGCUGUGCCAGGCCUGGGACCCUCCCCGUGGGGCAGGGGCUUGGAGGGGCUGGGGGGUCACAGCCAGCCGUGUCCCGGCCCCGAACAGCCGAGACAGCUCAGAAUUAGCGCGUGCAUUUUGUAAGUAUGUAAAAAAAAUCCAAAAACAACCCACCCCCCACCGUGCUGGGGAGGAUGUAGAGAACCUGUAAAUGUCUAUAAAUCUGUAGAAUAUAUACGUUUUUACAGACCCAGAUGGCACAGAAAGGAGGAAUUCAUUCUGAACGUGGCCGCGCCGCGCUUCGUUCCCCUCGGAGGCGGCGUUUUUGUGGCAGAGCCUCUCCCCCCUGCCUUGGCUCCUCUCAGACCUCUCCCUCCAGCUCUCGAGCGGCCGGGAGUGUGACAAAGCGGCCGUGGGCUCCGUGUGACCACGGCAACAGCUGAUCUUUCUGUUUGUUUUCAUCUCUUUUUUUCGGUCGCUCUCGCCCUCCUGGCGGGGGCGGGGAGCUGUGGAAGCCCGUCCGGCCGCUUCCUUCUCUUUUCCCCUCCUCUCUCCGAGCCUCGAGCUGAUCUUUGAAUGUAAAACGUCCUGGGGCUGCCCCUGCUCCUGCAGGUCCCUCAGGGCUGGCCCUGGGCUCCUCACAGCGUGGUUUUGCUGCCCGGGGUUGGGGGCUCACGGAGCUUUGCCCACCCCUGGCUCGGGGGGCUGCUGUGGUGGGACCCCGCCGGGACGUGAGCUGGAGCCUGGGCCAUGCCCAGCUCAGCCGUGGUGCUACAGCCAGGCCCUGCUUGUGUGCAAAGCAAGCUGUAGUUUGGUCAAUAAACGUCUCUUUCUGUUCUCA